This is a messenger RNA of Peromyscus eremicus (cactus mouse), 1773 nucleotides long. RefSeq names its product carboxylesterase 4A (gene Ces4a). The transcript is spliced from 10 exons. The coding region runs from base 35 to 1150 and encodes 371 amino acids. NCBI's taxonomy places the organism in Eukaryota, Metazoa, Chordata, Mammalia, Rodentia, Cricetidae. The record is from RefSeq and is a predicted model, not a curated record.
GUGCCUGCAGGAAACCUGGGGGCAGAUAACCUCCAUGUACUUAAGCACGCGGAAGCGGUAUAAGUGGCUGCACUUCAGUGAGGAUUGUCUCUACCUAAAUGUUUAUGCCCCAGUGCUCGCCGCUGGGGACCCUCUGCUGCCGGUGAUGGUUUGGUUCCCCGGAGGCGCCUUCCUCGUCGGCUCCGCUUCUACCUACGAUGGCUCAGAGUUGGCCGCCCGCGAGAAAGUGGUGCUGGUGUGUCUGCAGUACAGGCUGGGGAUCCUGGGCUUCUUCAGCACGGGCGACAGCCAAGCCCGCGGAAACUGGGGGCUGCUGGACCAGGUAGCGGCUCUGCACUGGGUGCAGGAGAACAUCGCGGCCUUUGGUGGAGACCCGGACAGUGUAACACUAUUUGGCCAGUCGGCAGGAGCUAUGAGCGUCUCGGGAUUGCUGAUGUCACCCCUAGCCCAAGGUCUAUUCCAUCGGGCCAUUUCCCAGAGUGGUACUGCAAUACUGAAAUCCUUCAUCACUCAUGAUCCAUUGAAGGCAGCCAAGGAGGUUGCUCACAUGGCUGGCUGCAACCACAACAACACUAGGAUCAUGGUAGAAUGCCUGAGGGCUCUAUCAGGGGAUGAAGUGAUGCAUGUUUCCAAGAGGAUGUCAUUCUUUCAUGCCAACUUCAAGAAAGAUCCAAAAGAUAUUGUAUGGUUCCUGAGUCCUGUGGUGGAUGGUGUGGUGUUCCCAGAGGACCCUGUGGUGCUCCUGACCCAUGGGCAGGUUACACCUGUGCCCUACCUUCUAGGUGUCAACAACGUGGAGUUCGAGUGGGCCUUGCCUUUUCUCAUGAAGUUCCAGAUAACUCGGCAUAUGAUGAACAAAAAAUACUUCACCAAACUGCUCUGGAGUUUCAGCACCCUGCUGAAUAUCACUAAGGAGCAGAUCCCACUGGUGGUGAAGGAGUACUUGAACGAUGCUGCCAAUAAACAUGACUGGACGACGUUCCGAAACCGGGUGAUAGACCUAGUUGGAGAUGCCACCUUCGUGUACUCCACACUUCAAGCUGCACGCUACCACCGGGGGACCCCAAUCACAGAAAGCUGCCCUACUGGCCACGCUUUGACGAGGAUGAAAAGUACCUGCAGUUGGAUUUCGACACAAGUGUGGGUAUGAAGCUCAAAGAGAAAAAGAUGGCUUUCUGGGGGAGGCUGCGCCAGCCUCGGAGGACUUAGAAGCAGCAGCGACACUGAGAGUGACCAAGCAAGGGGGAACUAUCCUACCGUCCUGCCUCAGGGAGAUUGGCCCUGCAUACAACUGAGGACAGCCGUCCUGUCCACCAAAUGUAGGACCUGUAGACACUCCCGGCUACCUUCAGGCUAUCGCUGGAGCCCUAGUCCAUCAUGGGGCUCAGCACUACCUGUCCAGCCUGACAUCCCAUGGCACCCCACAUCUCACUGUCUAAACCAGGCCAGGGCCUUUCAUCACACCGUGCUCUGCUCCCCACAAGCUCAGCCUCAGGAUAAUCUCUUCUCUCCCUUUUCCAAGUCCUCUUACCCUUCAUGAUGUAUUUGCAGCCCCCUCUUAUGGAAACGUCACACAGGCUGUCACGUUCUGUCAUUGCACCCUGCUGUCAUUGAUCAUCUACCCUCUUCAACCUGCCUGCUCAUGCUGGCCUUGAGGCCCCAGACAAUCUAUUCAUGACAUGGUGCAAAACUUUGAUGGCUUGGGAUCUGUUCCCCUACCCACACUCAUCUCCCCUAGGGCCCUUCCAAAGCCGGUACCUAGAAAUGAUGCUC